AUGGAGAAGGCUGGCUCAAAAAAACGAAAAAGACCCGAAAAAUCGGUAAUUGAAGAAGCAGUCAGUGAAGUUUUGGAGAAAGGUCAGUCAAUAAACAGAACUGCACUUGCCUUAAACAUAUCGAGGGCUUACUUAGCUAAAAUCGUUAAAAAAGUAAAGACGUCUGGCGAUUCAUCAUAUGAACACUGUCCUAAUAUAGGGAACAGGCGUAUUUUCACAACAGAACAGGAGAAUAUGCUUGCAGAUUAUUUAAAGACCGCAUCUAAAAUGUGCCAUGGCCUAACAAGACAUCAAGCAAAGAAGCUAGGAUUUGAUUAUGCCGUAGCCAAUGAUAUCUGUCCACCCAAAUGGAAAGAAGUUGAAACUGCGACUGAUGAUUGGCUCAAAGGGUUUAUGAGCAGACACAAAGACUUAACUGUGAGAAAACCUGAGCACUUCUCUACCCCGUGCAACAAGUUUUAA
Acanthoscelides obtectus is the source of this 462-nucleotide messenger RNA. The record is from the annotation of a GenBank genome assembly. NCBI's taxonomy places the organism in Eukaryota, Metazoa, Arthropoda, Insecta, Coleoptera, Chrysomelidae.